UGACAUUUAGAUAUAACAAAAAUUUUCAGUCAGAUUAGGCUUCACAAAUCCAUUAAAAUUUCAGUGUUAUCUUGAAAUAUAUAAAUAUGAUCUUUGUUGAUCUUUGAGAUCAUAGAUCAUUUUCCAAAAAUUGAAAACUAUUCUACAGUUCCUUUUCAGGUCGAAACCAGACACUCGUGAAGUCAAAAUUGAUCUUGAAAAAAAAUUGUCUACGUUGCAAGAAGAUUCGAAUGAAAAUACAUCCAUAAAAAUGCAGGACAGUAGAGCAGCGUUGUGCCAACAAUCAUCGGCUACGCAAGAUGCAGUUCACCACCAAUAUUAUCAGAGUCCAUGCUGUAAAUGUGGAAGGACUCAUUAUCAACAACAAACCACUGUCACCGGAUCGCUAAUGAGAUGUUGCAACCCAAAUUGUCCCGGAAUUCAAAACCAUGAACCCCCUCAAAGACUUCCAAGACAAACUAGUGCAUUGAACAGAAGUGAGUCGUCAGUACGAAAUCAAAUGAUAGAUACCCCCCGCACCCUCUCAUGCAGAGACAAUACAACUCAAAAACUAGCUAGUUCACGGAGACUUCUAUACCAAAGCACUGGGUCGCUGCAGAGAACCCCAACCGUCAGAGAUCAAUCAUGUGGAUCACGUGAACCAGUACCAAUAUCCAGUCUAAGUUUAAAAGCAAAUAGGGAGAUGUAUGGUGAACCAGGACCAAUGUCUACUCAGAGUAUGAGAAAUAAUAGAGAUGUUGUAUCUGGAAAUCCGAACUUCUCUAGCAGUCUUUUAGCACGGAGUCAACAGAAUCAAGAUUUCUACUGCGGUUGUCGAAGAAAUGGUUUGGAUGCUG
This is a messenger RNA of Leptinotarsa decemlineata (Colorado potato beetle), 836 nucleotides long. RefSeq lists its product as uncharacterized. The record is from RefSeq and is a predicted model, not a curated record. NCBI's taxonomy places the organism in Eukaryota, Metazoa, Arthropoda, Insecta, Coleoptera, Chrysomelidae.